Molecule: messenger RNA, 1314 nt
Organism: Phalaenopsis equestris
Lineage: Eukaryota; Viridiplantae; Streptophyta; Magnoliopsida; Asparagales; Orchidaceae
Product: adenylate isopentenyltransferase 5, chloroplastic-like
Exons: 1
Coding region: 60-980 (306 amino acids)
Biological process (GO): tRNA modification; cytokinin biosynthetic process
Cellular component (GO): mitochondrion
Molecular function (GO): tRNA dimethylallyltransferase activity
Source: RefSeq, a predicted model, not a curated record
UAUAUAUAGCCAGCCAUUGUUAGCCUUGAAACAAUUCCUUCUCCUUCAACCCCACAACAAUGGCUUCCCUCCCAAAAUCUACCUCCAAAGCUCAAAAAAAAGUCAUCUUUAUCCUCGGCUCCACCGCCACCGGUAAAUCCAAGCUAGCCAUAAACCUCGCCCUCCAAUUCAAUGGCGAAGUCAUCAACUCCGACAAAAUGCAAAUCUACUAUGGCCUCGACGUCAUCACCAACAAAGUCACCCCUGAUGAAUGUGCCGGCGUUCCCCACCACCUCCUCGGCUUCGUCCACCCGAACGAUGACUUCACGGCCGAUGACUUUCGUGUCGCUGCCACACAGGCAGUGGACGACAUCCUCGCCCGCGGGCGUCUGCCGAUCAUCGCCGGCGGCUCGAACACAUACAUAAAAGAGCUGGUGGAUGGGAAGGAUGGAGAAUUCGGGGCUUGCUAUGAUAGUUGUUUUAUAUGGGUGGAUGUUGAGCCGGAGGUGUUGGAGAAGUACGUGGCGGAGAGGCUGGAGAAAGCGGUGGAGAGGGGGUUGGUGGAGGAGGCGAGAGGGGUGUUUGAUGUGAAGAAUGUGGAUUAUUCGAAGGGGAUUAGGAGGUCGAUAGGGGUGGCGGAGAUGGAUGGGUAUUUGAGGAGGGAGGGGGAGGUGGAGGGGGAGGAGAGGGGGAGGCUUAGGGAGAAGGCGUUGGAGGAGAUUAAGGAGAACACGUGGAAGUUGGCGAGGGAGCAGAGGAGGAAGAUUGUGAAGUUUGUGAAGGAGGAUGGGUGGAGAGUAUGGAGAGUAGAUGCUACCAAGGCGAUUGUGUGGGGUGAGAUGAAGGAGGUGUGGGAGGAGGUGGUGUGGAAGCCGAGCGCGGGGAUAGUGAGGGAGUUUUUGGAGGAUGGGAGGGAGAGAGAUGUGGAGGAGAGGGGAGGGGUGGGGUGGGGUGCCGGGGGAAAUGAUAUAUUGAGCUUGGAAUGUGAGGAUUGUGAUUGAGGAGAAAAAUUUACGUAUGUAAGUCGUACGCACGCAGCGCUACGUACGUCGGGGAGGUUAUUCAGAGAGUAAUGAGGGGGUUAUAUCUGUGUUAUACACCCUAUAACUUCCCUGUAACUACCUGCAACCGACUUAUAACCUACAAUUAUAUGAAAACAGAAGCGCUAAACUUACUAGAAGGUAUAGAUAUGUUAUGAGUAGGUUACAGUGAUGUUACAGGGGGUAUAACGGAGAUAUAACCCCCAAAUACCCCUGAAGAACCUCCCUGACAUACGCAGCGCUGCGUACGUCUUACGUACACAAAUUUUUCUCGUGAUUGAGGGAGAGAGAGAGA